AUGCCCAAGCACCGAGAUAACAACGAUAUCGAGGCUCACAAUGAGUGGUCUGGCGCCCUUACCAACGAGACCGAGCAGAAUGCAACGCUCAACGGUGUCAAGAAGAAGAUGGUGACCAGGUACAGCCGGUUCGACAAGAUUCUGAUUGCAGGCGGUAUCUUCUUCAUCAACUUUGUCGCUGCCAUGGACUCCAGCGCUACCGGAACCAUCCAGCCCGCAGUUCUCAGCGAGUUCAAUGCCCUGACCCGUGCGGGUAUCAUCUCGACUGUCACAUACCUGCUCGUUGCUGGUCUGCGUCCCAUAUUUGCAAAGAUCUCCGAGGUCUACGGCCACAUCCACGGCCUAUUCAUUUCCAUGUUCUUCUACACGCUUGGCCUCCUCAUCUGUGCGCUGUCCAAGAGCUUCACUACCAUUUUCGCCGGCACCAUCAUCUCCGUCAUUGGCCAGGCCGGCUACGGCACCCUGGUCACUAUCAUCAUUGCGGAUGUCAUCCCUAUCCACCUGCGCGGUAUCAUCACCGCAUGGGUGUCUAUUCCGUACGUGACCAACUACUACCUCGGUAUCGAGGUUGGAGACGGACUCAUCAAAAAGUGGCAAUGGGUGUACGGCAUUCCUGGCAAUCCUGGCCUUCUGUUCCGUCUCGAUCGUCGCGCGCGCCAGAUCCUCAAGGGAGACUGGCCAGUGGUCAAGGAAGCCUGGGUUGAACUUGAUAUCCUGGGUCUGAUUCUCCUGUGCGGCGGCUGCAUCUCGAUUCUGGCUCCGCUGGGCAUGCAGCUCAACACCACCUACGGCUGGGGUAGCGCACGCGUUAUUGCGCCUCUUGUAAUCGGCGUUGCCGCCCUGGUGCUCUUUGCCUUCUACGAGCGUCUGUGGGCCCAGUUUCCUGUGGUCCCCUUCCACCUCUUCAAGCACCGCACAUUCACCGGCGCCAUCCUUGCCGGCAUCUUCUUCUACGUUACGUCCAAUGUGUCGCUGUUUUUCUUCAAUCCUUUUAUUCAAGUAACGCGCGAGGUCUCGUCCCGCACUGCCAUGCUGCUGCAGCUCAGCACCACCGGCUACUACGUCGGGCUGUUCCUUGGGGGCUGGGCGAUGCAGUGGUCCCGCAGAUAUCGCCGCUGGGCAUGGAUUGGCUGGGCCAUGUGGCUCAUCUCUGUCUGCCUUAUGAUCCGCUCGCGUUCUGGCUCGCACACAACCAAUGCGGAAAUUGCAGCUGUUCAGGCAAUUAUUGGUGUUGGCAGUGGCAUCGUGAUCAGCUGCGUCGGUAUCGGAGUGCAGGCAUCGGUUUCCAAGACCGACGUGCCCAUUGCUGUCACGCUUUACGGGAUGGUCGCAUACCUAGGUGGCGUUAUAGGCGAGGGUGUGUCGACAACGGUGUGGGUCAACGUGCUGCCGUCCAAGAUCAACUCGAAGCUGGACCCGAGCGUCGACUCAUUCAGCGCUAUUAACAACAUCACAUACUUCUUCGAAUUGCCCAAGGACCAGCGCGUUAUUGUGCAGGAGGGCUAUCUUGAGUCACCCCCCAAGAGUGAUGAGGAUGGGCAGGUGGAUCAGACUUCGACAAGCUCUGACUCGAAGUCAAUCAAGAAGUAA
Linderina pennispora is the source of this 1590-nucleotide messenger RNA. Its product is annotated as MFS general substrate transporter. The coding region runs from base 1 to 1590 and encodes 529 amino acids. Gene Ontology annotation, biological process: transmembrane transport. NCBI's taxonomy places the organism in Eukaryota, Fungi, Kickxellomycota, Kickxellomycetes, Kickxellales, Kickxellaceae. The record is from RefSeq and is a predicted model, not a curated record. The transcript is spliced from 4 exons. Gene Ontology annotation, molecular function: transmembrane transporter activity.